CUAAGAGGAGACCACACUCUGUGGAGUGUUAUUCCUUUUCUAAUAAACUUUCCUUUUGACUCUAACUUUGGCAUGUGUGUUGAAUUCUUUCUACACUCACCGCCAAAGGACCCUCUCUUCUCAAGUUGCAUGGCUUGGUUCCCCUCGCCCCCGCCCCCCAACUCAGGGAAAUUUGCCGUGUCCUGCAUCAAGAUUAGCGAAUAAAAAUACAGACCUUCCUGUUAAAUUUGAAUGGCAGAAUAAUUUUGUAACAUAAGUAUAGCCCACUAAAUAUUUGGGCUAUACUUAUGCUAAAGUGUAUUCGGUGUUGGUCCGAUAUUCAAAUUUAACUGGGCAGUCUGCUUUUGACCAGACAACCCUACCACCAGGGCGGGUGGAGGCAGGACCCCUGUAUGCAUUCCAGGGAGACCCAAGGGGCCGGAGGUGCAGGUGUGAGGAGAGGUCCCAUAAAAGAUAAGGCUGGCCCUUUUGGUGCACUUUUCCGGAGAACAGCUCUGGGAAGACAAGCUUCUCGGCUCUUGGAAGUAUUAGCUGAGGUCUAAUCGGGGAAGGCUUACCCGCUUCUCCUAGUCGGUUGGAGUCUGCGGCUCCUCCUUAGCCUCCCCGGGGCCAGGUAGCGGCUGGCAAAAGGCGACCCGUGGGCCAGCGCGGUAACCCCGCCUUCCGCUCCCCGCAGGGGUGGAGCCUGAGCGAGGAUCCUGCGAGCAGCCUUCUCUCCCCGGGUGAGUAGUGGCAGAACAUGGAGUCGGGCAAGAUGGCGCCUCCCAAGAAUGCUCCCAGAGAUGCUUUGGUGAUGGCACAGAUCCUGAAGGAUAUGGGAAUUACUGAGUACGAACCAAGGGUUAUAAAUCAAAUGUUGGAAUUUGCUUUCCGAUAUGUGACUACAAUUCUGGAUGAUGCAAAAAUUUAUUCGAGCCAUGCUAAGAAACCUAAUGUUGAUGCAGAUGAUGUGAGACUAGCAAUCCAGUGCCGCGCUGACCAGUCUUUUACCUCUCCUCCUCCGAGAGAUUUUUUACUAGAUAUUGCAAGGCAGAAAAAUCAAACCCCUUUACCUCUGAUUAAGCCAUAUGUAGGACCCAGACUGCCACCUGACAGAUACUGCUUAACAGCUCCAAACUAUAAGCUGAAGUCCUUAAUUAAAAAGGGACCUAACCAAGGAAGAUUAGUUCCACGGUUAAGUGUUGGUGCUGUUAGUAGCAGACCUACCACUCCUACUAUAGCAACCCCACAAACAGUGUCUGUCCCAAAUAAAGUUGCACCUCCAGUGUCAGUGACAAGCCAAAGAUUUACGGUGCAGAUUCCACCUUCCCAGUCCGCACCUGUCAAACCAGUUCCUACAACAACUGCAGUUCAAAAUGUUCUGAUUAAUUCUUCAAUGAUUGGGCCCAAAAAUAUUCUUAUUACCACCAACAUGGUUUCAUCACAGAAUACGGCCAAUGAAUCAAACCCAUUGAAGAGAAAACACGAAGAUGAUGAUGACAAUGAUACUAUGUAAGGAAUAUAGUCUAGAUGCAUUUCAAACAUGUAGUUGGUUUUGAGCCCAACUAGAACAUUCUAAAUCAUCUCAAGUUUUAGCUUAGAAAACUUAAUUCAUUUAAACUGUUAAUUUCUUAACUAAAGAUGCCAAUGUUUUUUAAUUAGGCUUCAAGUGUAAAAAGUUAAGCACUUGUUUCUUAAUACUUUCACUAAUGUUGGGUCCUAAUAUGGCAAUUCUAUAUUUGGAAGCAGUUUUCUGCCAUGUCUCACUAACAGCAGCAUUUAAGUUUCAGUUUCCACAGCCUGGUCAGUGGACUAAUCUGUAUUAGCAUAAUUUCUUAUCUACAUUUAAAUACUUUAUUUUGUAAGGUAAUAGUCACUUUUAUUGUCACCAACUUUUUUAUCAGAUCUCUCAAUUAGGAAACAUUUUUGGAGAGGAUGGAUUUAGAGGGAAUCUAAAGCCACUUUGAAUGUAUUUGUUUCUUGGUGUUCCCUAACCUUUCACCUCCUCAACUUGUUUCUAUAUCCCAUUCGUUUUCUGCACCAUCUUGUGUCUCUGUAGGCUUAAGGCUUAAGUUUCUCCCCAUUCUCUUAAAUUUAUAAGACCAAAACUGGAAUUUAAAAGUAUCAUUCCUGAUAAUACAGCUUAGUGUCAUUUUCAUAUUUUUAAAACCUGCUUUACAUGCCCAGUGUUCGAUGGUUCAUUUUAACCUGAAGAUUUACAUUUACUUUUUCUCUCCAUACCAGAGCAGUUGAGUUUUGCCCCUUACCUUCAUGCCCAUUGAGCUUUACUCUGCUUUUGACAGAUAGUUUUGGGUCAGUUACAUUCAGUUUCAGUUGAUAACUCCACCAUAUUUCACACUUCUAAGUUUAAUAUAGAUGAUACUAUAGCUUAAAAUCUGCCUUGAUAAGUGAUAACUAUAUUUACACUGGACCUAUGCAAAACCACUGAAGAGCAAGUAUUUUCUUUUUACCGCAUGCCUAUAUGCUUUGAUCACUACUGCUUGAACCCUCCUCCUGCUGGUAUAAUUCAGAUCAUUUUUCUGGCUAGUUGCUGAGGAUGUCACACUUAAGAUGGGAUCAAACCUGAAAGUUUUCUAAUGGUUUUCCUUCCUUUAGAAGGCUAACAACAAAAACAAAUUAGUGUGAUGUGACUUGCACUUAGGUGCACUCUGCAUAGGUUUCCCAGUAAUGUUGUAAUGUUACUAAAUACCUUUCCCCUUUUCCAUUUAUAUACAUCUUAUUGGGAAAGAUUGCAAAGCUUUCAAAAAUAUAAACAGGCUUGUGUAGUUCUUAAGUGAGUUUGACAUAUUCAACAUAGGAAUACUUUUGCAGAAUUUUCUAAAGUGAAUUUUCAUAUCGUAAUUUAGAAGUUGUAGCCAAGGAUCCUCAAAACUUAAAACACAAAUUUCAUCGUAGGAUGGUGCUUGAUACAUCCAAUAGAAAUAGUCCAGCUACAGGGAGGAAAUGUCUCAUCACAAUUUGAGUGUUUUGUGAUGUUAGGAAAAGGUGGUAUCAAACAUAUAAAAACAGAUCUGAUCAACAUCACAGGAGAAAUGUUCAUAUAUAUAGCAUAGAUUAUCAUUACUUGAAUGUUCUCAGGGAGGCAGCAUGUCAAAAGGUCUAGGUUCUAGUCCUGGCUCCAUCAUUUACCAACUGCGUGACCUUCACCUCUGAGCCUUGUUCUCCUCACUAGUUAUAGGAAAACAACACUGACCCUGCCUACCUCACAGGGAUGUUGUGAGGGUUUAAUUGGUAUAAGUGAAAGUUCUUUCAGAAUUGUAAAAUGCUAUAUAACUGUUAAUGUAUUUGUUCCAAGAUUAUUAAUUAAAAAUAUUGAACUUAUCAUUUAUCUUUCAUUUUUUACUUAAGGGAUUCAAGGAAGAUGAACAAAGUCUAGUAAUUCUGAGGUCCAAAGAGCAAUUAAGAUCUGUUUAAUGGGUGAAUUAAUUAUAAAUCAGGGAAUUGCUUGCUUUUAUUUAGAGUCAGCAUGUGAUUUCAUAGUGAAACAAAUAUGAAAGAAUAUGGAUUUAAAUCUGUUUAAAACAUAACAUGCUCCAUCUUUGGUAGGAUUUUGUACAUAUAAUUGAGGUUACACUCUGAGUGUCCAUUAACUUAUUAGGUCAGCUAGUGAGUGGUUUGCUUUCAGAUGAGGACUGCUUUAUCUUGCAGACCUCCUUAACUAUAUCCACCUAAUCUACCUUCAAGAAUGACUUAAGGCAGCCCUUGUCCUCCAGUUUCUAGGUGGAAUUUUUUAAAGAUGUACUAAUUGUAAUUGAGGUGAGGACAUUGUUGUCCCAAGUUCUUCCUUUAACAUGUAGGAAACAAGUGUCUUCGAUCUGAGUAUGAGUAUAGGAAUACAGCUAGCAUGUGAGAGAAUGAAAGAUAUAAUGCACACUGGUCUAGGGAGUCCAAGAGUGAAGGGAAGUACUCAGGAGGUAGGGAAGAAAACACUAAUCAGAACAGCAGGUACGAAACAGUGUGUAAUAUGCCACCAUAUAUAUUUUAAUAUAUUUAAUGUAUAUACACACCUGGAUAAGCUUUUUAUAUGCAUUAAAUAGCUCCAGAUUUAAGGAAACCAGUCGUAAAGUGGUUGCUUCUAAGAAGGGAAACUGGCAGCUAGGGGACUGAGGUAGGAAGGAGUCUUCUCAUUGUGUACCCCUUUUUGACUUCUCUAUCGUGUGCUAGAGGGGAAGUUUUGGAUAUAAAAAGGAAAAGGAAAGCAGAAAAGAAAACACUGAGCUAAAGAGACUGAUUUAGUUUAUGACAGGAAGAUUAUAAUUUUUUCUGUAUACAGGCAUACAUAUAUUGUCUGGGAGUUAAAAGUGAAUUUGCUACACUUAAGCCUAAACCUUUGAAAUGUUUUAUCAAUCCAUAAUUCUUUAUUAAACCAGGAAGCACAUCCUUAUACUAUUUUAGUUUAUAUGCUCAUAAAUUGUUAUAUACUAUCUUCAACUAGAUUGUAAAUUCCUUCAUGGCAUCAAUGCUAUCUUAUAUUCCCUCCAUUAUGUCCUAAGCAUAUAGCAGGUACUCAAAUAUUUGGCUAUUUGCACUUCCCCAUUCAUUCUCUGGAUUAAUGACCCAAAUAAAUGAGGAAAGAUCCUGGAAGUAGUCUAGUAGAAAGUACUUAAAAGGUACAAUCAGGAAUUGAUAGAUGAAUGAAUUGGCAGUCGUAGAGUAGAAGUGGUAGGUUUAUGGGAGUUUACAGUUUUUUUCAAUUUUUCUAUACAUUUGAAAUAAAAUAUUGGGGGAAAGGUAAUCACAAGGGAGAAAAAGUCAUCAGUCUGCUAAAGUUCUGGCCCAGCUGUGACAUUAAUUUGCUAGAUCUAUGGGUAGCAUUUCCGAGCCUAUCUACAAAAAGAAGACUGGACUAGAAUUUCUGCUUCUCAAACCAGGGUAUAGCAUACCAUUAGAGGUGUGCAGAAACAUGGUACAUUUAAAAUUAACUGCAACUAUGGGGACAUUAUUAAUUAAAAUAAAAUGAAUUUUUAAGAAAAAAAUUGAGCCUUAAAAUUUUUUGUUUUGUUUGAAGCAGCCUCCAAAAUUUUCUUUUGCUGUUCUCUCCAGAGUUAAGCUAAAAAAAAGUCUUAGUCUAGAAGAAUUUCAGGAGUGAGGCCCAAGGAAAAAGCACCAGCCUUUGGAAUCAGACAAACCUGGACUUGAAUACCUACUGUUACUAGCUCUGUGAUCCUGUCCAAGCGUUCAACUAUUUCUUCAUCCAUAUAGGUGAAAUACAUAACUAAUAUGUAAAAUGCCCAGCAGAGAAAUUCUAGUUAAACAUGGGCUUCAGAAAUUCCAUGUUUAUGUCUGCUUACUCGUGAAACCCCAUUAAAAUGACAGGAAAGGGAAAAGAAGAGAAAAUUACAAGGACAAUAAAAGUAUCAGUAUGUCAUUAAAAUCACUUCUUGGUCUUUUGGCUAAGAUGGAGUGCAGAAUGUCUAGAUUUUCAGCAAUGACAAUGAAGCAAAGCCUUCAAGUCUGAGAAAUUGAUAUACAAAUGGAAAUUCUAUAAAUAGUUAAACAGGCUAGUAUAAGGGUUGAAUAAAGAUAUUUUCAAACACAAAGUCUUAAAAUUUUUGCCUCCCAGGAAAACUAGUGAAGUCUGUAUUUCAUAAAAAGGAGAGUAAACCAAGAGGGUUACCCCAGAGGGGUUUCCUCUUAGGAAACUGCAGGGCAAUAGCUGUACAGCAAACCUAGAGGGCAGCCAAGACAAACUGGAAUGGGAACACAGGACUCCAGCAGGGACAUCUCUCAUAAAAAGACUAUCUCAUAUGUUUACAUAUAUUAGGAAUGAAUCAGUGAGAGGUACAUAGAAAAAAAUAAAUUUUUAAACUAUCAGUAACUCCAAAGAAAAUUAAAAGGUACAUAAGUAAAUGUAAUCAUAGCACACAACAUAGCUCAGCUGCGAAUAGUAUUUACAAUCACAAGGUAAUCUAGAAUUAUGACAAAACUAUUGAGAGAAUUAAGUAGGGGACAUUGUGAAACAGGCUAUAAGGGAGCUAAUCUUCCCAUAAGCAUAUUAGAAACAUGAAUGUAAAUAUCAGAAAAAAGCUAAGAGUUGAAAAUGGUCACCUCUGGGAAGUGGGAAUUUUUAUAAGCCUUGACUUUUUAAAUUAUGG
Pteropus alecto (black flying fox) is the source of this 6095-nucleotide messenger RNA. It is a transcript of the gene TAF9B, whose product is annotated as TATA-box binding protein associated factor 9b. The record is from RefSeq and is a predicted model, not a curated record. Lineage: Eukaryota; Metazoa; Chordata; Mammalia; Chiroptera; Pteropodidae. The transcript has 7 exons. Gene Ontology annotation, molecular function: protein heterodimerization activity; RNA polymerase II general transcription initiation factor activity. Bases 740 to 1495 code for a protein of 251 amino acids. Gene Ontology annotation, cellular component: transcription factor TFIID complex. Gene Ontology annotation, biological process: DNA-templated transcription initiation.